This is a messenger RNA of Anopheles funestus (African malaria mosquito), 718 nucleotides long. RefSeq names its product respirasome Complex Assembly Factor 1. The coding region runs from base 130 to 537 and encodes 135 amino acids. The transcript has 3 exons. Gene Ontology annotation, biological process: mitochondrial respirasome assembly. Lineage: Eukaryota; Metazoa; Arthropoda; Insecta; Diptera; Culicidae. The record is from RefSeq and is a predicted model, not a curated record.
UCAUCGAUGAAGGUUCCACGAUAAUUAAUAAUAACAAUAAAAAGCUAGAGCUGUGUGGAACUUUGUAAUUUUGCCGUGUUGUGGAUGGUGCAAAACUUGAGCAAAACACGGAGCAUUUAAUCAGUGAAAAUGGUAGUUAAAAAUUCCAAUUCCGAGAAGUCAUCGAAGGCCAAACAGUCUCACAUCGCCUCAGUGUGGAACCGCGCUAUCAAACCCAACUCGGAGUGGGCUGAAAAGGAUGAUUUUCUAGAUGUAGUAUACUGGGCCCGACAGGUUCUAAGCAUCCUGAUCGGUAUAGUAAUGGGCAUCAUUCCGCUGAAAGGAUUCGUCGCUCUUGCUUUGUUUGCCUUGCUCAACUGUGGAGCAGUUUAUCUGUACAGCACCAGCUUCCAGAACAUCGACGAGGAUGCGUACGGUGGCAUGUGGGAAGUGGUGAAGGAAGGCUUCAUGACAUCCUUCGCGUGCUUUUUGGUCACGUGGAUCAUCUUCUACACCGGCAUUCAUUUCGAUAGCGUUGUAAUAGAAAAGAGUCUUUAGAGAAGAGGCCAUCGUUGUUACACACUCAACUAUAAAAGACUUGUAAAGCGGAAGUAAGGGUAUGCAAUCGUUUGUUUGAUUAAUUUAUUUUACACACUCAUCAACAACACCCGUUCAGUGCAGCUUUUACGCGUGCAACACGGAACAACCAAAUAAAGAAUGUAGAAUGAAUGAAUCGUAA